AUGUUGGCCCAAGGAGACACGAAAGUCGCCUUGAACGUGGCGGCAUCAGGGCCGGGCGGUGAGGAGGCGGGCGAGAUCCGUUCGUUGGAAGUCGCUAACAAUGGAAACAUCAUCGACGAUGGCCUCCAACGAGGUCUCAAAGACCGUCAUCUCAUUAUGAUCAGUUUCGGCGGCGUCGUCGGCGCGAGUAUCUGGUACGGGACGGGUUAUGCGAUUGCUUACAGCGGGCCGGUGGGCGCCUUGGUCUGUUUCUUCGUCAUCGGUGUUGAUGUUUUCUUCGUCAUGCAGUGUCUUGGGGAGAUGUCGACUCUGUUCCCUAUUCAAGGUGCAUUCAUUGAGUUGGCCGGUCGGUUCGUCGAUCCAUCACUUUCUUUUAGUUUGGGAUGGAACUACUUUUACCUCUGGAUUACCAAUAUUGCUAGUGACUUCAACGCGAGCUCGAUCAUCAUGGGCUAUUGGACUGACGCUGUGCCCUCAUACGGUUGGAUCCUGCUUUGGUGGGCAUUCUACCAAGGUACCUCACUGCUCGGGGUCGUCGUGUGGGGAGAAAUGGAGUUCUACUUUGCGUGCUGGAAACUGACGUGUAUCCUGGGCGGAUUCCUGUGUGCUAUUCUUAUAAACACAGGGGCCGUUGGCGGAGACUAUAUCGGUUUUCGGUACUGGAGAGAUCCUGGGCCAAUCGCCAAUGGAAUUGAUGGAUUCGGCCAGUGUUUCUUGCUGGCGGCCGUUUACUACUGUGGUACGGAAAUGCUGGCGCUUACAGCUGCGGAAAGCAAGAACCCCUCGAAGGAUUUGCCUAAAGCCAUCAAAUCAACGUUUUGGAGAGUCUUGAUCGUUUUCUUGGGUCUGGUCUUCUUCGCAGGCAUAAUCGUUCCGUCAAACAGUCCAGGACUACUGACCGCAAGCACCCGAUCUGGCAAGUCACCCUGGACGAUCGCAUUUGAAACGGCCGGCGUACCACAGAUGGGGCAUGUUGUCAACGUCGUAAUGAUAACCGCCCAACUUUCCUCCAUGAACUCCGCCCUCUACGUCGCCUCCCGCAGCCUGGUCUCCCUGGCAUCCAACAAGCGCGCCCCCGCCAUUUUCGCCCGUACCACCAGUAACGGCACCCCCGUCAACGCCCUCGUCUUCUCCAACCUUCUGGGCCUAAUCGCCAUGCUCAACUACAAAGCCGGCCCAGGCAAAGUCUUCAGCUACCUGACUGCCAUCAGCGGCUCCGCGACGUACAUUGCCUGGGCCUUCAUCGGCGUCACGCAUUUGCGCUUCCGGCAGGCUUGGGUCAUUCAGGGGCAUGCGUUGGAGGAGUUGCCGUUUCGGGCGCUGUGGUAUCCGUAUGGGACAUGGUUUGUUGUGAUUAUUAACACGGUUUUGGUCUUUAUUGCUGGGUAUGGCGUGUUUAUUGGUGGAUUUGAUGCGGUAGGGUUCGUGGUUAAUUAUAUUGUUGUUGCUGUGUUUGUGGUGCUGUACAUCGGCUGGAAGGUUAUUAAACGAACUAAGGUCGUGCCCCUGAUGGAGGUCGAUCUCAUUUCGGGGAGGAGGGAUGUUCCCGUCGAUUCGGGGAGAUCACGGUGCCGUGGUAUGUCAAGAUCAAACGGUUCAUUUUCGCGUAGGGAGUUACAUAUCAGGGAAACUCUUCAUGUACAGAGGAAAUAG
Molecule: messenger RNA, 1653 nt
Organism: Pseudomassariella vexata
Lineage: Eukaryota; Fungi; Ascomycota; Sordariomycetes; Amphisphaeriales; Pseudomassariaceae
Product: amino acid permease
Exons: 8
Coding region: 1-1653 (550 amino acids)
Biological process (GO): amino acid transmembrane transport
Cellular component (GO): membrane
Molecular function (GO): amino acid transmembrane transporter activity
Source: RefSeq, a predicted model, not a curated record